CCAGCCUCCGCCCAGCACUGCCAGGGAGGGAGGUGACAGCUGACUUGAGUUGAGGAAACUCCCCAGGAACCUGUUUAUCCGCUUCCUGGCCAGGCUGGGGCUCCUACUGGAAGGACCCGGGACCUGGGCUGGACAUGGCCUCGGCCCUGAGCCCACCCCGGGGCCCCAAGCCCAAAGGCGUGCCACCUUCGCACUACUAUGAGAGCUUCCUGGAGAAAAAGGGACCCUGCGACCAGGAUUACAGGAAGUUCUGGGCAGGCCUCCAGGGUCUAGCCAUCUGCUUCUACAACAGCAAUCGGGACGUUCAGGUCCUGGAGAAGCUGGACCUGAGGCUGUUUUCAAAGCUCAAAGAUGAGACUUGGUGGGGAAGCUCAAGGGACACCAGCUAUCACUUCAGCCUGGUUCUCCGGGACCAGGAGGUCAAAUUCAAGGUUGAAAGCCUGGAGUCUUGCGAGAUGUGGAAAGGAUUUAUCUUGACUGUGGUGGAGCUCCGUGUGCCAUCUAACCUGACCCUGCUGCCGGGGCACCUAUACAUGAUGGCCGAGGUUCUGGCCAAAGAGGAGGCACGGCGGGCCGCCGAGGUGCCCUGGUGCUUCCUGCAGGUGAGCCGGCUGGAGGCGCAGCUGCUCCUGGAGCGCUACCCCGAGUGCGGGAAUCUGCUGUUGCGGCCUGGAGGGGACGGCAAAGAUAGUGUAUCUGUCACUACUCGACAGAUACUCAACGGGGCGCCAGUGGUCAAGCACUACAAGGUGAAGCGGAAGGGUCCUAAGUAUGUGAUCGACGUGGAAGACCCGGUGAGUUUUGGGGGGUCCUGGGCUCCUUCCCCCGCUUCCCUGCCUGACCACCGUCUCUCACCCCAGUUUUCCUGCCCCUCACUGGAAGCUGUGGUCAACUAUUUCGUGACGCAAACCAAGAGGGCGCUGGUCCCCUUCCUGAUGGAGGAGGACUAUGAGAAGGUUCUAGGUUUCGUGGACUCAGAUCGGGAGAAUGGCGAGAGUGUAUGGGCUGUGUCUUCCUCCCGGGGCUCAGGCCCUGCCCCCCAUACUAAUGUCCCAAAGCCACUCCCACCUGUGCCUGUGCCUGUGUCCAGCCAGGAGGACAGGCUGCCUCCACUACCUCCCCUGCCUCAGCUACCGGACCAGGAUGAGAACUAUGUGACCCCCAUUGAAGACUCCCUAGCAGCUGAGUACAUGAAUCAUGAUGUGUCUCCCUCUAGUCAGCCAGUCCCCUCGAAGCCCAAGAAGCCGGCGAAGCUCCCAGCAAAACCCCCAAAGCCACCAGUUGUGCCCAAACCCGGUAGGGCUCCGACCUCCCCAUUUCCCCUCUCGGUGGCAGGUGGCCUUAGAUCUCAUCUGCGUCCUUCUGCAGAUCUCAAAGCCAUCACCAGUGUAUGGGCCAGGAAGCCGGGUGGCAGCUCACCACAGGCUCCCUCCCUCGUGACAAGGCUGGGGGAUAUCACGGCUGAGCUGGAAGAGAAACUGCAGAAGAGGAGAGCAUUGGAACACUGAUCCAAGCUCCAGGGACCAGUGGGCUAUCUUGGGGCGCAGUAGUCCUCCACCGGCUCUGUCCUGAGGGGACUGGACAUACCCAGCCUGGAGGAAUGCCUGUCCUCCAAACAGUGAAGCAGGGAAGAUGCCUGGGAGAUCUGAGGCUAGCCUGAGCUGCACAGUGAUGUCCGUGGCAGCCUGGGCUACAGAGUGAGACCUUGUUUAAUAAAGUAAAAAACAACAAAACUCCACGUGACUGCAAGGUGUGUGUCUAGCAUGGCCUCUAGGAUUGGGGCCUGUUGGGUGUGUUGG
This is a messenger RNA of Peromyscus californicus insignis, 1799 nucleotides long. It is a transcript of the gene Stap2, whose product is annotated as signal transducing adaptor family member 2. Gene Ontology annotation, molecular function: signaling adaptor activity. Bases 135 to 1508 code for a protein of 457 amino acids. NCBI's taxonomy places the organism in Eukaryota, Metazoa, Chordata, Mammalia, Rodentia, Cricetidae. The record is from RefSeq and is a predicted model, not a curated record. The transcript has 11 exons.